Messenger RNA from Camponotus floridanus (Florida carpenter ant), 1784 nucleotides. It is a transcript of the gene sro, whose product is annotated as retinol dehydrogenase 7. NCBI's taxonomy places the organism in Eukaryota, Metazoa, Arthropoda, Insecta, Hymenoptera, Formicidae. Gene Ontology annotation, molecular function: oxidoreductase activity. The coding region runs from base 577 to 1704 and encodes 375 amino acids. The transcript has 7 exons. The record is from RefSeq and is a predicted model, not a curated record.
UUUUAAAGUUAAAAGCUCAGACAUAGUUAAAGUUUUGAUAUCUUUUCAAGAUAUAAAUGUUAAAAAGGUGAUGUAUUCCAUACAUUUUUCUCCGAUGGACUAUUGAAAUUCAAAUGAAACGAGUUGUAUCCCAAUAAACAUCUCCUUCCAUGAAAUAUUAAAAUGCAACCGCUGUCACGUGGAAUGAAUAUUCAAUGUACUUUCGAUAAAGUAAUUGGAAUAAGUUCGAAGCUGAAUGUCCUACAACUCCCGAAUGUUUUCAUCCACCAACAAGUAAAAAAUUUAUGUUUAUCACAAGUUGCCCUCAUCGCUCUUCACUUUAUUUCAAAAGGCAGUGGGGCCCAAACGGCGCCACAACACGGAAUAGGUGGAUUGAGGGUCACAUUUCUUCUACAGGGGCCGACGAUCGCCGGUGAUCGCGCAGGAUUGCAUACUUUCAUCGUCUAGCGAGCAGAGCGAUUCAAGUUUUGUUCCGCGCUCCUGUACAAAUUCAUUUAGACCGGUUCGGGCAUUUGAUCUAAUCUGAAUUGGGCUUGAUACAUCGGACACAUAGGCCACCAGCUGCAUAACUUGAAGAUGAACUCGCUGAAGGAGGUGUACAGUAACAGAUGGACUGCAUGGUGGAGGAGAAAUUCAACGGCCUUGCAGGUCGCUGCGUCAAUUUCGUGCAAUGUCGCGUACUUCGCGGAGACCGGUUAUACGCGUACGGCCACGAUGCUCUCGAUAGUUUCGCUGGGUGGUGCUACCUUGUAUUAUAUUUCUAAACGUCGAUUGAAAAUAAAACCACAAGAUCUCAUUGUUAUAACCGGUUGCAAUUCCGGUCUGGGCUACAGCCUGGCGAUGCACUGUCGCGCUAAGGGCGCGACGGUUUUGGCCGGAGUGCGCGAAACAGGUGUGAUAUCAAGUACAAACGCUGCCAUUAAAUCGUUAAGGGAUGAAGGUAUCAUCGUUCAGGAUCUCGAUAUCACGAAUGAAGACUCCGUCUGCAAAUUUGGGAAAAGAGUCAAGGAAACGAUGGAGGAACGGCAAUUAAUGCUACGUGCGUUGGUGAAUAACGCGGGAGUGAUGGUGUUCGGCGAGUUUGAGUGGCAGACGCAGGCUCACGCGAACUUUCAAAUAAAUGUCAAUGUCUUGGGAACGAUGAGAAUCACGAAGGAAUUGAUGCCGAUCAUACGGCAAAAUGGUGGCAGAAUUAUCGUAAUGUCCAGCCACUGUUCCGCUGAACCCUUGCCGGGUGUAAGUAUUUACUCGGCAACAAAAGCCGCCAUUGACGCGUGGAUCACUGCUCUUCGGAUAGAAGUCGGCAAAUACGGCGUCAAUGUAGUUUCCUUUAUACCUGGUGGUUUUGUGACACAAAGUAAUAUCAUGAGAAACCAACGAUUGUACUUUGACGAAAUGGAACAACACAUGUCGGAUGAAGUGAAGCAAUUUUAUGGCAAUUAUUUCACUCGAUAUGCCAAGUACCUUUCCCAGGCAAGUCUGCCAUCCAACAAUGAAGAUGAUGUGAAAGUUUUGACGAAUCCGAGAAUCUAUGAAACCUUUGAUGGCGCUCUUUUAGAUGUCUAUCCUUCGGCAACUUACAGGUGCGAAUCAUGGAGAUAUUUCUUUUAUAGAAUUUUAUUUAGAAGUACACCGACAUGGAUACGUGAUCGAUUGGUACCACGCUUCGUUGGUACACCAUCCUGGCAAAUCAAUAAACAAUAAAUCAUUAUUCUCUCUUUCUCUCUUAUUAUUUUAUUAAAUGAUUUUUACUUUUUUAAUAUCCAAUUUUCUUAUAUUUCGCU